AGGCCGCCAUAUUUGUUUACGGAUGUGACGUAACGCAGGAGAUAUUUAUUUUUAGACGGUUCUAGCUGGUCACCAAGGUAAACUACUACCAGUCCGUGUUGACAAUAAUACGUUGAUUGACACCAUCCACUUAGCCAAAAGAAAAAAAAUGACAGCUACACAGGAAUACAGAUUAAUAUUUUGAUAAAUCCAGAUGCUUCUAAUAGAUAACAUGGCUACAAAGAAAAGCAGUAACCGACGACCAGACAGCAGUCGUAGUCCGAAAAGUAAAACAACAGUUUCUUUAUCUCAACAUGCAGAAGUUGUUAAAGACAACAGUCAUCUUAAGAAAACCAUUGAUAUGCUUAAAGCUGAAAAUCAAGCAAUGAAACACAAGUUAGACAGAGUGAUAGAAAGAUUAGUUAGUAAUGUGGAUGAAGACGAUUAUGAUUUUAGUUCUUGUGUCAGUUAUUUAGAUAUUUCCUUGGAAGAUAUGCUAGCCAUGAUAUCUGACAUAACUUCCACAAAAGAUUCAGAUCGACAAGAACAUUAUUUGGAGACCAGAAUUGAAGAGGUUGAGACUAGAAUUACACAAAUCAGUACUGAAUUUGCUAAAUUAGUGCAGCUCAAGCUUCGCAUGGAAAAUGGAUUAAAUGAAAUAAAAAGCUGUCAAAGAAUUGAUGAGAUAAAACAAAUAGCUGCAUCAUUGUCUUAUGAUUCAGCCAGAACACAGAUAUUUAUUCAGCCUAUUGCAGAAAAAGCUAAGAAACCAAAAAAUAAAAUGAAACUACUGUCUGAUGAGGUACAAGGGGAAAAUAUUCAAAUACAAAUACCGACAUCUGAUUCUAGACCAACUAGUGCAAAUGGUAUACCAAUGUCUGUAGCUUGUAAUUUAGAAGUAGUGGAAAUUCCAAAGGCUGAUGUAAAAUUACCUGGUGAUACUCAUAUUAAGGAUAUGAUACCAGAAUUGAAACAGUUAAUAAUACAAGAACUUAGUCUAUAUAAGGGCAAUGGUGGUGACUGGCGGAUGUUUGCUGAAAGAGUAGGUAUACCAAAUCAACUUAUAGACCAAUGGAAAAUCAUGAAAAUUAGUCAACCUAUGAAAAACGUCUUAUUUGUUUGGAGUGACAGUCCUGGUGCAACUGUUCGAUUGUUACAUCGACAUUUAGUUUCACCCCAAUUGAAGUGUAUUUUAUUGGCUAAAAGAAUUACCAACUAUUAUACUGUGGACUGAAUUACUUAAAAAGUUUCAUAAAUGUAUUAAUAUUAAAUGCAUUGCAGUGAACUGGUCUUAAAUUAUAUGCAAUAUGUUUUAAAAUGUGGACUUAAAGAAUUUGUCACAUAUCGUCGGUGAAGUGUCAAAAGGGUGUAUCUCGGGGAAUUAGUCAAAUACACUUUUUUGCAUUUUUAAAAUCUCCCAAUUAAUAUGCUCAUUUCUGUCUAAGCUGUGUAUCAUGUGUCCAAAUGUUGUAUCUUUAUUUGUGGAAAUUUUGAAAUGCAAAAGGUUCUAUUUCUUAAUCUUUAGAAAUUCUUAGAUACACCCUUUUGACACUUCACCGACGAUAUAUUGUUUUGUUUAUUUUCCCAGUGAUAGUACUAGCAACAUUUCUAAAUAUUCCACAGUAGAUAGAUAUAGUGCUAAUAGGUAUGCUUUUGUAACAUAUUAAUGCAAAUCUACCUAUGUUUAAUUAUUAUCUUCAUUCCACUAUAAAAGUGAUCAGAAUUGCAGAAAUACUUCAUUUGAUUUUUACCUUGUAUUCAGCUAACCCCUAGCUAUUUAUAUCAACCUUACCUCUCCAAAACUUACUCCUUUUACACAGUAUUUUUUAUACUUUUUGUGCUUUUCAUAUUCUUUAUUUUUGAGAAUUUAUUCCUAAUCUAUUUUCUUGCCAAAAUACAUAAAGACCAUUUAUUACCUCUGAAAUAUUAUUUCCUUUUUCCCUAAUCUCUAUCCAUUUUCCUUAUUAAUUCUUUAUGUAAUGAAGAAUAUCAUAUUUUAUUUUUUUUUACAAAUCUUUUCCUUCCUUAUGUCUGUAUAUGUAUGUGUUUAAAACAAUACAGCUAUUAUUUUACAACUAUAUAAUGUUAACAUGUUUUUAAAAAUAUUAUUUUUUUUAUGUUCCAUAAUUGAGUCACUGAUCAUGAAAAAUAUUGAUUUAGAAAAACUAUUCGUAUAUCAAACUGUAAACUAACAU
Molecule: messenger RNA, 2174 nt
Organism: Patella vulgata (common limpet)
Lineage: Eukaryota; Metazoa; Mollusca; Gastropoda; Patellidae
Exons: 5
Coding region: 194-1213 (339 amino acids)
Biological process (GO): signal transduction
Molecular function (GO): protein binding
Source: RefSeq, a predicted model, not a curated record